Messenger RNA from Daldinia vernicosa, 1074 nucleotides. Its product is annotated as PUA-like domain-containing protein. Gene Ontology annotation, molecular function: ubiquitin protein ligase activity. Gene Ontology annotation, biological process: protein ubiquitination; negative regulation of gene expression via chromosomal CpG island methylation. The record is from RefSeq and is a predicted model, not a curated record. The transcript has 3 exons. NCBI's taxonomy places the organism in Eukaryota, Fungi, Ascomycota, Sordariomycetes, Xylariales, Hypoxylaceae. The coding region runs from base 1 to 1074 and encodes 357 amino acids.
AUGGCCACAGUUGAUGUAUUUGCUGUCGGCAGUAGCAGAGCUGCGCAGCUUCAACACAUAAAUCGCUAUAAUAGAUUCACCAUCGCCACCCUUGGAGUCAAGAGCCGAAAGCUUAAACGAGUUGUAACAUGUGAGGAUGGUUCAGAGUGUAAAGAGCUCCUUAAAAAGGGAAGAGCCUAUCUACAAUGGCUAGAUACUAUCGAGAUGACUCCUGAGAUUAAGGAAAAGACCACAACAGCCAGAAUGCUCCAACUGAUUAUAAACAACCCUGAACUAUUCUACCCAGAAGACAUGAAGAAUAGUGCUAGGGCUUUGUAUGAAAAGUGGGAGUCUGAGAACUGGGGUGCGGAUGAGGUAGCCUCGGAGGACGCAGCCGAAGAAGAGGUGAUUCCUGAAGAUGGAGAGGAAGUUCCUAUCAUUCAGAGUCAGCUACCACCACCGAACCAUCCCAUUUAUGGGGAACAUGGUAUCAUGUACGGCAUUGUGGUCGCUCGAGGCCCCAAAGGUAGAAUAUCCUACCAGCUGAACCCACGUGUGCCUAAGAGAUCAGCCAAGGUGUUUGGGCAUAACAAUAUUCCCGUCGGAGCUUGGUUUGCUAACCAGUUGGUUGCGCUUCAUCGCGGUGCCCACGGUGCGCGAAUGGGAGGAAUUGCCGGUUCUACUACAGCAGGUACUUAUUCUAUCGUGGUUUCUAACGUAUACGACGACCUCGACAACGACCAAGGUGACGUACUCUACUACUCCGGCUCAAACAGCCACAAAAACGAAGACCCUUCUCAGUCAGUACCGUCAAGCGCGGGAACGAAGGCUCUAAAGGCUUCGCUACAGACAAGACGCCCCGUGCGCGUCUUACGUUCCGGCGGGUCCCAUUCCUCCAACAGCAAUCGCUGGCUCCCUGAAUGCGGUAUCCGAUACGAUGGGCUGUACCAAGUUACCAGUUGGCGAGAGCGUGGACUGUACGAGCAGUUUCGACUAUGUAGAGAGCCCGACCAACCGCCCCUGGAGGAUCUCCGUCGUACCUCCCCGACAGCGCAGCAAAAACGCGACUGGAAUAGAUUCCAGCAAGGGUACUAA